GGCUCAUAUUACUCUGAAAACUUAAAAUAGCUGAGGCCUGAGGCAGGCUGGGACAGAACUAGACAUGGGGCCCCCUGGUAUCAAGAAAGAAGUAGAGGAGAACAAAUGUCUCCAAUGCAUCCCUCCAUGCAUAUACACAGGGACACACAUUAAACUUCUUGAAAAGAGGGGAUAUGGAAGAUGCAUGUUACAUAUCUAUUGCCCACAAGUUCCCAGGAGAAAGUACCUCUAGGAAAAUACCUAAACCAUGCACCCUUGGGCACUGUGUUGGGGUGGUAAAGCUGGGAUUGUCGUCAGUGUGGAAAGCUGGGUAUCAGUUUGAGGAAUUGACUGGGAAGUUCUUUAGUCUGUUGGGCUUUUUUUCUGGACCUUCAUCUAAUUUUCUAUUCAUAACUCCUGCCAAAGGAUCUCCGUUUAACCAAAUUUCUCCCAAACCCUCCCCUUCAAGGACAACCCUACUGUGAGGGACAGAAAUAAGGGAGGGAAGGAUGGCAGUCAGGGAUUAGAUUUCAUAGUGGGGUCCAACCUCUUGCAGGAUGACAGAAAAGGAGGUGCUGGAGUCUCCUAAGCCCUCCUUCCCAGCAGAGACUCGGCAAAGUGGGCUGCAACGACUGAAGCAGUUUUUCAGGAAGGGGUCUACGGGGAUGAAGGAGAUGGAGAUUCCCUCAGAACCCCAGGCCAAUGGGGAGGCAGUGGGAGCUGGGGGUGGGCCCAUCUAUUACAUCUAUGAGGAAGAGGAGGAGGAAGAAGAAGAGGAAGAGGAACCACCUUCAGAACCUCCUAAGCUUGUCAACGAUAAGCCUCACAAAUUCAAAGAUCACUUCUUCAAAAAGCCAAAGUUCUGUGAUGUCUGUGCCCGGAUGAUUGUUCUCAACAACAAAUUUGGUCUUCGCUGUAAGAACUGCAAAACCAACAUCCAUGAACAUUGUCAGUCCUAUGUGGAGAUGCAGAGAUGUUUCGGCAAGAUUCCCCCUGGUUUCCGUCGGGCCUAUAGCUCCCCACUGUACAGCAACCAGCAGUACGCUUGUGUCAAAGAUCUCUCUACUGCCAAUCGCAAUGACCCUGUGUUUGAAACUCUGCGUACUGGGGUGGUCAUGGCAAACAAGGAACGGAAGAAGGGGCAGGCAGAUAAAAAAAAUCCUCUAGCAGCCAUGAUGGAGGAGGAGCCAGAAUCUGCCAGACCAGAAGAAGGCAAACCCCAGAAUGGAAACCCUGAAGGAGAUAAGAAGGCUGAGAAGAAGACAAUUGAUGACAAAGUGAGAAUCCUUUCUCCCCACAAGGACCCCAGUCCUCUCCCCAACCUAGGUCUGACACCACUCAUAGCCUCUGCAGAAGCUGACACUUACUUCCAGUACACACCCACAGCCAACAAGCUCCUCUCAGUUCAAGGCUCUGGAGGAGAGUUGGUUGUAGUGUGUCUGGAGACUGCCUCUGCCAUGGACUCCAGUCCCUCAAUGGAGGGCAGAGGAGCCCUAAGACUAAUCACCACUUUUCAUCCUCAGCACAAGCAACCUGGCUUCCAGCAGUCUCAUUAUUUUGUGGCUCUCUAUCGCUUCAAAGCUCUAGAGAAGGACGAUCUGGAUUUUCCGCCCGGAGAGAAGAUCACAGUCAUUGAUGACUCCAAUGAGGAGUGGUGGCGGGGGAAAAUCGGGGAGAAGGUCGGAUUUUUCCCUCCCAAUUUUAUCAUUCGGGUCCGGGCUGGAGAACGCGUGCACCGCGUAACGAGAUCCUUCGUGGGGAACCGCGAGAUAGGGCAGAUCACACUCAAGAAAGAUCAGAUCGUGGUGCAGAAAGGAGACGAAGCUGGCGGCUACGUCAAGGUCUACACCGGCCGCAAGGUGGGGCUGUUCCCCGUGGACUUCCUGGAGGAGAUUUAGGCGCGCGCUUGAUGGCAGGAGACACCCACGUCCCCAUUCUGGGCGGGCCCAGUGGAGCUUGGGGAGGAAAAGGCAACAGCCGGGUAGACAGGGGCUGGAAGGCCCGCCAGAGCCUAACCCGCUUCUGCGUAGGGGCUGGUUUCCCGCCCCUUCCCGGCCUAGGGCCUGGGGCACUGACGCCCGGAGCAGCCGCACCCGGCCCUCGGACCUAGCCUUCAGAGCUAGAAAAAGAAAAUAUCUCCCUGGGGGUGGAGGGGUGGAGGCACUAACUGUCGAAUGUUUC
Otolemur garnettii (small-eared galago) is the source of this 2160-nucleotide messenger RNA. RefSeq names its product SH3 and cysteine rich domain 3 (gene STAC3). Gene Ontology annotation, molecular function: protein binding. NCBI's taxonomy places the organism in Eukaryota, Metazoa, Chordata, Mammalia, Primates, Galagidae. The record is from RefSeq and is a predicted model, not a curated record. Gene Ontology annotation, cellular component: extrinsic component of cytoplasmic side of plasma membrane. Gene Ontology annotation, biological process: positive regulation of protein localization to plasma membrane; positive regulation of voltage-gated calcium channel activity; skeletal muscle contraction. The coding region runs from base 537 to 1877 and encodes 446 amino acids. The transcript is spliced from 10 exons.